AAUGAUCCAGAACUAGAUCACUACAGAGAGAAAUCACAGGACCCACCAAAUUUUCGUGGCCUUCAAGGCUGGCACUGAAACUCCAUUAUCCCAAAUGGCUUCUCUACUUCUUCCUCCUCAACCAUUGUACACAUUAUCUUCCACUCCUGCCAUUCCCUUUCUCCCGAAUACCCACUAUGCCCCCUCUCUCAAACCCUCUUACAAACCCCUCAAGUGCAAAUCUCUCACAAUCUCAUUUGCUCUUGCGGAAUCAGACUCUCCCAAAUCCAUAGAACCAGACCCUAACCCUAACCUUCAAACCAUUCUCCAAGAAUUAGCCGAUAGCUUUGUUCUUCCAUCAGAUUACUUUGCACAGCUGCCACGGGAUCUUCGCCUAGACCUGAAUGAUGCUGCUUUUGAUCUUUCAAAUGGACCGAUCAUCGAUGAGUGUGGUCAAGAGCUGGGAGAGACUUUGUUAAAUAUAAGUCGGGCAUGGGAACAAGCAGACACAUCAACCUCCACCACUCUGGUUAGCAAGCUCCCUUUGUUAGUGGGCUCUUUGGCAGACAGUAAUAAACCAGCAUUUGGGAGGCGCUUGGUAUCUUCUGGGAGGAGGUUCCAAUCUAUGGGAAAAUAUGGUCAAGGUGAACUACAAAGGAUUGCCAAAGCAAUGACCAUGACCGGAAAUUUUUUAUCUGCACAUCCAGUAUCUAAUGCAACCGAUGAACCACCAAAAGAGGAAAUUAGGGUGCUGAAGGUAGAGAAUUAACCUGCAGUUGACGUCGAUGGUAAGAUUUGUGGUGUGUGCUGCAGAAAUGAAAUUCUAAAUGAGUACUGUUGUUUCCUUCUGUAGUUUGGAGAGCUUCAGGUUGAACUAACUCCAGACAAAGCCUACAUUGGCGCUGUAAUUGGCUUCAUUUUUGGGUAGUUAUUCCUCAAAAUUUGAGUUCUCUUUUUUCUACUUCAGUUCAUAACCAUCUUUUUGCCCAUCUUAAAUAUUUUAAAACUAGGAUUCUGUCAUGGGAAGUAAGUCAAGGCAUCCAAAGCAUACCAGAGAACUCACUUCAAUAUGCAAAUGACAAUGCUUUGCUGCUUGCUAAGUCUUUGCGUGGAGCUCUCCUUGCACUUUUCUAUUCUUCGACUUUCUUGUCCGCAUUUAUUGUGGUGGGACUUCUUGUCCUUGCAGGACAACUCAAGUCAAAAGAAAAAUGAGAUUUUGUAGGCGCCUCCUUGCCUCAAUUUUGCCUAUAUGUCCGAGAGUUCUAAAAUUGAGGAAGAAAUAAGUGUGAAGGAAAGGAAACGACAUGACCAAUAUGUAUAUAACAUCACAAAAUGUUCCUACUGUAUAAACUGAAAUGUUCCAUCUAGUUUCUUGUCUUGGCAAUUAUUGGAGAUGUAACAGCAGCCUAAUUUAUUAAGGCUUAUUAAGUUUUCUAUUUUUCUUUUUUUAUCUUUAUUAUAAUUUUCAUUGGCUACAUAUAUGGGGCUCUAUAUUUAA
Messenger RNA from Ilex paraguariensis (yerba mate), 1477 nucleotides. Lineage: Eukaryota; Viridiplantae; Streptophyta; Magnoliopsida; Aquifoliales; Aquifoliaceae. The record is from the annotation of a GenBank genome assembly.